AUGUCCCCGAACCAGAGCGAGUCCGAGUCCUCGGCGCCAGUCUACCUCGGCGCCGGCAACGCCGAGAAGGGCGCCGCGGGCCACAUCGAGCGGCACAUCACCCCCGGCGGCCACCCCGUCGACUACUCGCAGCCCGGUAUCCCCGUCGAGCACAGGAAGUACGGCAACCCCAUCCCGCUCGGUCUGAUCACGUUUGCCGUCGACUUCUUCCUCGUCGGGUUGUAUGUGCUCGGUGCCCGCGACGUCCAGUCCACCGCCAUCGUCAUCCCCGUGCUCAUGCUGCUCGGAGGCAUCUCGCAGACGUUUGUCGGCUGGUUUGAGAUGUUCAUCGGCAACACGUACUCUGCGACCAUCUUCGGCACGUUUGGCGGCUUCAACAUGUGCUACGCGGCCAUCUACAUCCCGUCGUUUGGCGUGCUCGACGCGUUCAAGGACGCCAACGGCAAGCUCGGCGACUCGUUCAACCAGGCCAUGGGCAUCUUCUUUGUCGUCUGGUCGAUCGUCGGCUUCUUCUUCGUCCUCGCGUCGUUCCGCUCGUCGGUCGCCAUCCUCUCCACCCUCACCUUCACGACCCUCACGUUCGUCUGCCUCGCCAUCUUCAACAUGACUGGCACCAAGGGCUCGCAGUACGCUUCCGGCGCCAUGGCGUGCAUUGCUGCGUGGUGCGGCUUCUGGGCCGCGCUCGCAGGCUACUGGUCCCCCGACACGACGUACGACUUUAUCCGCCUCCCGCCCAUCUCGCUCGCCAAGGAGGACUAA
Molecule: messenger RNA, 759 nt
Organism: Vanrija pseudolonga
Lineage: Eukaryota; Fungi; Basidiomycota; Tremellomycetes; Trichosporonales; Trichosporonaceae
Product: Ammonia transport outward protein 2
Exons: 3
Coding region: 1-759 (252 amino acids)
Cellular component (GO): plasma membrane
Molecular function (GO): acetate transmembrane transporter activity
Source: RefSeq, a predicted model, not a curated record